Messenger RNA from Drosophila innubila, 753 nucleotides. RefSeq lists its product as uncharacterized. Lineage: Eukaryota; Metazoa; Arthropoda; Insecta; Diptera; Drosophilidae. The record is from RefSeq and is a predicted model, not a curated record. The coding region runs from base 1 to 753 and encodes 250 amino acids. The transcript has a single exon.
AUGCUAACGGUAUUUAUUAUAGCGCUCGUGGUCAGUGCCACAUCCGCGACCCCGAACUAUGGCGAUGCCGUUGAAAUGUUGCUUGGGGAGUUCAAAAGGAUUAUGCCCUGUGGCCGUUUGGAUAUACCACCUUUGGAGCCCAUAUCCACCGAUAUGGUAGACUUAGAUUUCAACAAUGGAGACACUAACAUUACGGGCUCUAUAAGACACUUUCGUCUUUCGGGUCUUAGCAGUUUUCAAAUUCUUCAGAACAGCUACAAUGAAAGUGCAAUGCACCAUGUAAUCGACAUUAUAUUUUCAAAGAUUCAAGCCUUCGGUUUCUUGGAUCUGGAAGGCACUUUGGACAUUGCUGGCUUUUCAUUGCCAUUCGAAUAUAGUGUGCAGAUCAAUGUUAAAUUAACGGACUUGCGUUUCAUGAUCGAAUACACUUUUGGUCAGAGCCUCAUCUCUCCCAAAGGAUUGCGCAUUAGCAGCUUCGACUUUAAGUUCUUUGUCGGCGAAGUUAAGGCCGAAAACUGGCACAAGAGUUUGGACAUUGCCCUAAACAACUAUUUGAACGACCUCGUCGGUUCCUUAUCUUCGCUGGUAAUCAAGGAGAUGCAACCUUAUGUUAAAGAUAUGUCCGACGCGUUCGGAAUGCUCACCAAUAUGUCUAAUGAGAUGCUCUCCGAAAUGUCUAUUACCGAACUGACUGAGUUUUACCAACAAAUAGCCGAAUCGAUGAGAAGCGAAAAUUGCACUAUUAAGGCUUAA